Molecule: messenger RNA, 708 nt
Organism: Mesorhabditis belari
Lineage: Eukaryota; Metazoa; Nematoda; Chromadorea; Rhabditida; Rhabditidae
Source: the annotation of a GenBank genome assembly
AUGUACCGAGUCGGGCUUCUAGCUGCAUUGCUUUUGAGCGCCAACUGCCAAUAUGCGCAGUCCGGUGGAUUUGGCGGAGCGCCUCAAUAUGGCGGAGCACCCCAAGUAGCACCUCAAUCAUACGGCGGCGGCGGCGGCGGCGGUGGCUAUGCGACUGCCCCUCAAGCACCUCCACCUCCUCCACCACCUCCACCACCUCCUCCACCAAUGCCAAUGGCUCCUCAAGGAUACUCGGCCCCUCAGGCCCCACCUCCACCAAGCUACGCUCCACCAGCUCCUCAGGCGCCUCCACCGCCUCCACCACCACCGCCACCACCAAUGGCCCCUCCUCCUAGUUACGCUCCACCAGCUCCUCAGGCGCCUCCACCACCUCCACCACCUCCACCUCCUCCACCACCAAUGGCUCCUCAAGAAUACUCGGCCCCUCAGGCCCCACCUCCUCCUAGCUACGCUCCACCAGCUCCUCAAGCCCCUCCACCACCUCCUCCACCUCCACCACCUCCUCCUCCUCCACCACCACCACCACCACCACAGGCUCCUCCUCCAAGCUACGCUCCACCAGCUCCCCAGGCGCCUCCUCCACCUCCACCACCUCCUCCACCACCUCCACCAGCCUACUCUCCACCUGCUCCUCAGGCUCCUCCUCCACCCCCCACCACCACCACCAGCAGCGCCCGCUCCAGCCCCUGCCCAGAACUCUUAUGGAGA